Thlaspi arvense is the source of this 1500-nucleotide messenger RNA. The record is from the annotation of a GenBank genome assembly. Lineage: Eukaryota; Viridiplantae; Streptophyta; Magnoliopsida; Brassicales; Brassicaceae.
AUGGCAGCUUUUCUGAGAGUUGGACUGCUUGUUACCGGGCUGUGGCUUAAUUUGGUGUUGCUGAGUCCCCGGUUGCGCUCGGAGCCGACUCAGGACAAGCGAGCACUCCUUGCUUUCCUCUCGCAGAUCGCUCAUGAGAAUCGCCUCCAAUGGAACGCCUCCGACUCGGCCUGCAACUGGCUCGGCGUGGAAUGUGACGCUAAUCGCUCCUUCGUCUACUCCCUCCGGCUUCCCGGCGUCGGUCUUGUGGCAUCGUCAUUCGCCGGAAACAUCCAUCUUUGUGGCGGACCGCUUCCGCCGUGUAACCCCUUCUUCCCUUCACCCGCCCCCUCGCCUUCAUUAACCGCUCCGCCGGAAAAACCAAGAACGAAGUCCAACAAGUUCCCAAAAGCAGCCAUUAUUCUCAUCGCAGUAGUAGGAGGGGCGUUACUUUUGCCCCUGCUCCUAAUUUUCGUGCUGUGCUUUUGGAGAAGUCGACGGCGGAGGGAGGCGGCAAAGCCCCAGAGACCACCUGCAACGGCAACUGCAGCGGCGGCGGAAGCAGGGACAUCAUCGUCGAAGGAUGACAUCACUGGUGGAUCAGCAGAGGCAGAGAGGAACAAGCUGGUGUUCUUUGAAGCUGGAGUAUACAGAUUUGACUUGGAGGAUCUGUUGAAGGCGUCGGCGGAGGUGUUGGGAAAAGGGAGUGUUGGAACGUCAUACAAGGCAGUGUUGGUGGAGGGCACGACGGUGGUGGUGAAGCGGCUCAAGGAUGUGGUUGUCACCAAGAAAGAAUUCGAAACGCAGAUGAAGAUACUGGGAAAAAUUAAGCAUGAAAAUGUUUUGCCUCUGCGAGCUUAUUACUACUCCAAAGACGAGAAGCUAAUUGUGUGUGACUUCAUGUCUGCAGGCAGCUUAUCUGCUCUUCUACAUGGGAGCAGGGGCUCUGGACGCACCCCACUGGACUGGGACAGCAGGAUGAGAAUAGCGCUGGGCACCGGGCGGGGCCUCGCCCACCUACACGUGUCGGGAAAUGUUGUCCACGGCAACGUCAAGGCCUCUAACAUCCUACUCCAGCUAGACAAUGAAGCCUGCGUGGCGGACUUCGGCCUCAAUCCCCUCUUCGGCUCCUCCACUCCUCCCAACCGCGUAGCAGGCUAUCGUGCGCCGGAAGUGGUCGAGACCCGCAGAGUCACAUUUAAGUCCGACGUGUACAGCUUCGGCGUGGUGCUAUUAGAGCUUUUGACAGAAUGGACGGCUGAAGUUUUCGACGUGGAGUUGAUGAGGUACCACGACAUUGAGGAGGAGAUGGUACAACUGUUGCAAAUCGCGAUGGCGUGCGUAGCGACCAUGCCGGAUCAGCGGCCCGCCAUGCCUGAGGUUGUUCGCAUGAUUGAGGAUAUUAAUAAAGGAGAGACAGAUGAUGGGAUACGGCAGUCGUCCGAUGAUCCGUCCAAGGGAUCGGACGGUCAAACUCCUCCGCUAGAGGCAAGGACACCGCCUUCGUCAGUCACUCCCUAG